AAUGUAGUAUGUUAUUCCAGCUUUUCCUUGUUUUUCUUCCUUCCGAUAGAAAAAAAUAAAUAAGUAUGGAUGUUUCUUAAAAAAAAAAGAAAGAAUUUAAUUCUGCAAGAUAAAGCUGUAUGAUAGUAACAAUAACAACACAUAUUUUCACUUAUUCUCACAGGCCAGAUGCUCUUUUGUAGGACGUCCAAUCAGAUUGUUUUGAUGUUCAAAGGGGAGCAAAACUUGCUUCUCAUCCCUAAACUGUCAAAUACAACCCAUGAACCCACCGGAUUGGACUCCACAACAUGAACUACGUCCUGUUCGCUCAAGGGCACAGGCACCAAUCCAGCCCCUCAAGGUUACACGUGUAUUGUUUACCAUUUCCCUCUUCUGUUGUGGCUUUUGCAUUACCCUGACCUGGCUCAUCACCAGCUCAGACUAUGUAUAAAGAGACAGCCCAGAUAGCUGAGGCAGCUCUCAUCACUCGGACCGCUCGCUGGGUUUGUGCUUUUAAAACCAGCUUUUUUAUGGAUUUGAUCUCUGCUUGUUAACGGGCGAUGACUCCUGUAGGUUUGAACGCCAUGGACCUGGUCUCCAUGUCCCCAAACGCCACCGCAGUGGGGUCACCGGGGAUCUCCAUGGCAACCAGAACCCUAAUCCUGCUUGUCUGUCUGCUGCUGGUUGCAUGGAGCCACAAGGACAAGAAAACUGUACCAGGUCCUUGUUUCUGUCUGGGUUUGGGGCCACUUCUGUCAUAUGGGAGAUUCAUCUGGACUGGUAUCGGCACCGCCAGCAACUACUACAACAACAAGUACGGAGACAUUGUGAGAGUGUGGAUCAACGGAGAGGAGACCCUCAUACUCAGCAGGGCAUCAGCGGUGCACCAUGUGCUGAAGAAUGGACAUUACACUUCACGUUUUGGGAGCAAGCAGGGACUCAGCUGCGUCGGCAUGAAUGAGAGAGGCAUCAUAUUCAACAACAACGUCACUCUGUGGAAAAAGAUACGCACCUACUUCACCAAAGCCCUGACAGGUCCGGGCUUGCAGCAGACAGUGGAGGUCAGCGUCUCCUCCACACAGACUCAUCUGGACGACCUGGACAGUUUGGCUCAUGUGGAUGUCCUCAGUCUGCUGCGCUGCACCGUAGUCGACAUCUCCAACAGACUCUUCCUGGGCGUACCUGUCAAUGAAAAAGAGCUGCUGCUGAAGAUUCAGACAUAUUUUGACACGUGGCAGACUGUGCUGAUCAAACCAGAUGUUUACUUCAAGUUUAACUGGAUUCACCAGAGGCACAAGACAGCAGCCCAGGAGCUGCAAGACGCCAUAGAGAGUCUUGUGGAGCAGAAGAGGAGAGAUAUUGAGCAGGCAGAUAAACUGGAUAACAUCAACUUCACCGCCGAGCUCAUAUUUGCACAGAACCACGGCGAGCUGUCUGCGGAGAAUGUGAGGCAGUGUGUGUUGGAGAUGGUGAUCGCAGCACCAGACACUCUGUCCAUCAGCCUCUUUUUCACACUGCUGCUCCUCAAACAGAAUCCAGAUGUGGAGCUGCAGCUACUUCAGGAGAUAGACACUGUUGUAGGUAAGAGACCGCUCCAGAACGGGGACCUUCAGAAGCUGCAGGUGCUGGAGAGCUUCAUCAAGGAAUGCUUGCGCUUCCACCCUGUGGUGGAUUUCACCAUGCGUAAAGCCCUGUCUGAUGACAUCAUAGACGGCUACAGGGUACCGAAGGGCACAAAUAUCAUCCUGAACACCGGCCGCAUGCACCGGACAGAGUUCUUCCUCAAACCCAAUGAAUUCAGUAUGGAAAACUUUGAGAAAAAUGCUCCUCGUCGUUACUUCCAGCCGUUUGGUUCGGGCCCUCGCGCCUGCGUCGGCAAGCACAUCGCCAUGGUAAUGAUGAAAUCCAUCCUGGUGACGCUGCUCUCCCAGUACUCUGUUUGCCCCCAUGAGGGCCUUACCCUGGACUGCCUCCUGCAGACCAACAACCUCUCUCAGCAGCCUGUGGAGCAUCAGCAGGAGGCCCAACAACUCAGCAUGACAUUCUUACCCAGACAGAGAGGAAGCUGGCCAACACUCUGAAACUCGUUGUACCCUUACAUUUAUAUACAGAAUAUAUAUACUUAUAUACGAUCUCUACUACUUCUUUUAUAUUAUCUCAUGACUGUACAAAGCUAAGUUUUAUAUUUUGGUAUGUAUUAAAAAUUGUAUUUCUACUUGAACUAUUAUGCAUUAUGUGAAAUGUAAGUUUAGGCAUGCUAAUACUGAAGUAAAUGUAAAUUAUUGUGCCAAUA
This is a messenger RNA of Sebastes umbrosus (honeycomb rockfish), 2272 nucleotides long. RefSeq names its product aromatase (gene cyp19a1a). The transcript is spliced from 9 exons. The record is from RefSeq and is a predicted model, not a curated record. NCBI's taxonomy places the organism in Eukaryota, Metazoa, Chordata, Actinopteri, Perciformes, Sebastidae. Gene Ontology annotation, molecular function: monooxygenase activity; oxidoreductase activity, acting on paired donors, with incorporation or reduction of molecular oxygen; iron ion binding.